AUGCCCGCGGUCUGCAGAAUCUUUGACGUGCCAAACGAGGUGCAAGUCACAUCCCUGGAUCUGGUUUCGGUUACCGCGCAGCUAGCUUCUUUGGUCGAGCGAAGGUCUGAAAGAGUGAAGACGGUUUUGAUCACGCUCCUCACAAAGGACGCCGAACUGCCAAACGACGAGAGCUGCUCAGAUCUCGCUAUAGCAUUUUUCAUUUGCAGGAAUUGCCGCCGACUGUAUCAUUAUUCUAAAGUCGUAGCGCACCAGUGCGUACGCUUUGAAUAUGUAGACGGCGAGGGUGUUGAUGGGUGGUGCCUGUUGGAUGGGUGCGCGAAGGAUCCUUCGACGACCACGCGUCAGGAUCUCGACGACAUGAGUAUGCGAGUGGGGAGCAUCCAGAGCUUUGACGUGUGGCGCCAUGCGCUAAACGUUGGAGCCAGGGAAGAGGUGAUGUGGCGUAUCGCGACCCCAGGAGAAACGGCCACGGCGAAUGAGGUCGAGGCCAAGCUUGAACAUUCAUCUAUGAAUGGAUACGAGGACCAGCAUGGCUGGUGCUGUCUCCGCACUGCGCAUGCCAGAGAAGAGAAGCUUCCAGAUGGGCCGAAGAUGCUAUGCGCCGUUGCCCCAGCACGUGGGAUGCGACAUGGCACCAUUGAAGUUGUUUUCGUAUCUACUACUUAA
Messenger RNA from Postia placenta MAD-698-R-SB12, 669 nucleotides. RefSeq lists its product as hypothetical. The record is from RefSeq and is a predicted model, not a curated record. The coding region runs from base 1 to 669 and encodes 222 amino acids. The transcript is spliced from 4 exons. NCBI's taxonomy places the organism in Eukaryota, Fungi, Basidiomycota, Agaricomycetes, Polyporales, Adustoporiaceae.